This is a messenger RNA of Arachis ipaensis, 1195 nucleotides long. RefSeq lists its product as uncharacterized. NCBI's taxonomy places the organism in Eukaryota, Viridiplantae, Streptophyta, Magnoliopsida, Fabales, Fabaceae. The record is from RefSeq and is a predicted model, not a curated record.
UCUGACGGUCGUUGUAGUCAAAAGUCAGAACUUUUAAGUUUUAACUCCUGCUGCUACUACUACUAGGGUCAGAACUCAAACAGAAAAAGCCUUUACCCUUCCCUAGGAGUUGUUUUCAAGAUUCCAUGCCCUUAACUUACUUCAUUCCAAUUUCCAUCCCUUGUCAAAAGGUAAAAAGGACAUUUCCCGCCAAAAAGGAGUCCUUCCCCUCUCUCCCUCUUUAUUACCGUGCCUUUGCCCCUCACACCACCAACAAUAAAGCCAAGCUCCUCAAAUUAAGGCCAUACCAUAUCAUACUCCAUAGACCAUCAUAGUGUUCCAAAGAUCAUAAUUAUUAUGAAGGCCACAUCAAAGAUGAUCAUGGGAGCAACCUUGGUAACGGUUCUAAGCCUUGCCAUUGUUCUCGCCCUCAUCCUUGUCCUCCUUGCUGAACUCUACUGCUCCCUCUUGCUCCGCCGCCGCCACCCGAGGACCAACACCACCACCACCACCACCACCACACCCGCCGCUUCUUAUCCAACCUUGAAGAAUAACAACAACAAUGUUUAUGCACAAGGCGUAUUCCAGCCUCCUAGAAGCUUCCUUUUUCCUUCCCUUGUUUGCAUGGCAGAAGAACCAAAUCCAAAUGCAAAUGAAAGUACCCCUCAUAGCAUCGGACUUGUCUCUGUUCCUUCCCCACUUGCUUCCUUCAUUAACAGAGCUCCACCUACUCCAAAGAAACUUCAACAAGAAGUAGAACAACACCCUCCUCCUCCUCCUCCUCAUCAUCACGAGUGCAGUAAUGUUAAUGGGGACCCAGAGCAGCACCUUAUGUACAUAUCCAACCCCAUUUACGAGAACCAAGAAGAAAAAGAAGAGGGCAAAGUGAUGAUGACAACGCCGUUUGAAACACCAGAAACUUCCCCUUCUCAAUUAGAUGAUUAUGAUGAUGAUGAUGUCGAUUUGAGUCCAAUGAAGAAGCUCCCUGAAGAGGCUUCUUCGCUUAGGGUUACCUUCUCGGCAAGUGACCAGUCACAUAGCAACAAUAAUUGUCUCUCCUCCUCUUCUGCUUCCCCUUCUACUUCUCCUUCAUGGUGAUUCUCCCCUUUUUGUUUCUACCUACUUCUAUGAAUUCUAGGUUUACUUUUUGGAUUUGUUUUGGCAUAUACACUUGUACCAACAUGACAAAUCAUAUUCGGAUAAUUUUUUUAAUAUU